Anoplophora glabripennis (Asian longhorned beetle) is the source of this 1017-nucleotide messenger RNA. RefSeq lists its product as uncharacterized. The record is from RefSeq and is a predicted model, not a curated record. NCBI's taxonomy places the organism in Eukaryota, Metazoa, Arthropoda, Insecta, Coleoptera, Cerambycidae. The annotation marks the transcript as partial. The transcript is spliced from 3 exons.
UCGUCGUCGUCGUCGUCGUCGUCGUCGUCGUCGUCGUCGUCGUCGUCGUCGUCGUCGUCGUCGUCGUCGUCGUCGUCGUCGUCGUCGUCGUCGUCGUCGUCGUCGUCGUCGUCGUCGUCGUCGUCGUCGUCGUCGUCGUCGUCGUCGUCGUCGUCGUCGUCGUCGUCGUCGUCGUCGUCGUCGUCGUCGUCGUCGUCGUCGUCGUCGUCGUCGUCGUCGUCGUCGUCGUCGUCGUCGUCGUCGUCGUCGUCGUCGUCGUCGUCGUCGUCGUCGUCGUCGUCGUCGUCGUCGUCGUCGUCGUCGUCGUCGUCGUCGUCGUCGUCGUCGUCGUCGUCGUCGUCGUCGUCGUCGUCGUCGUCGUCGUCGUCGUCGUCGUCGUCGUCGUCGUCGUCGUCGUCGUCGUCGUCGUCGUCGUCGUCGUCGUCGUCGUCGUCGUCGUCGUCGUCGUCGUCGUCGUCGUCGUCGUCGUCGUCGUCGUCGUCGUCGUCGUCGUCGUCGUCGUCGUCGUCGUCGUCGUCGUCGUCGUCGUCGUCGUCGUCGUCGUCGUCGUCGUCGUCGUCGUCGUCGUCGUCGUCGUCGUCGUCGUCGUCGUCGUCGUCGUCGUCGUCGUCGUCGUCGUCGUCGUCGUCGUCGUCGUCGUCGUCGUCGUCGUCGUCGUCGUCGUCGUCGUCGUCGUCGUCGUCGUCGUCGUCGUCGUCGUCGUCGUCGUCGUCGUCGUCGUCGUCGUCGUCGUCGUCGUCGUCGUCGUCGUCGUCGUCGUCGUCGUCGUCGUCGUCGUCGUCGUCGUCGUCGUCGUCGUCGUCGUCGUCGUCGUCGUCGUCGUCGUCGUCGUCGUCGUCGUCGUCGUCGUCGUCGUCGUCGUCGUCGUCGUCGUCGUCGUCGUCGUCGUCGUCGUCGUCGUCGUCGUCGUCGUCGUCGUCGUCGUCGUCGUCGUCGUCGUCGUCGUCGUCGUCGUCGUCGUCGUCGUCGUCGUCGUCGUCGUCGUCGUCGUCGUCGUCGUCGUCGUCGUCGUCGUCG